CGCUGUAAUAUUUUAUUCGAACAUUUGUUUUCCGGUACUUCGAACUGUACUUCGGAGGAGAAUUAAGAGAAACCGAAAAGGAAGAAGCGUAAACACGCGAUAGAAGAAAAAAGAAAUUCAUCGUGCACGGUCGUAACACAGCGGAACACCGAUUAUCCGAGCAAGGUGCGGUAAUCCGGUAUAUCGAUAACUGUGUAUACAUACGUAUAUAUACGUGUAUUAUCGAAACACGUUCGCGGAUAGUAUCGGCAUAAACGUUCCUUGGAGAACGUCUGGCAGGAACGACGUCCGCGUCAGUCUCGUGGCGCAGCUGCUGAGAGCGCCGUUGGCACAACAUCGAUCGCGCACAGUCGGCCAUAACCUCUGUAACUCGCUACGUUGCUCGCUACCCUGGCUUCGCGGACCGAGCCACCGAAAAUUGCGCAGGAACAAACAGAAUCGCGAUGGGACGAAGCUAGGAAGUGGGAUUUGGUUGCUCGAAUAUCAUCCGAGAGGAGAGGAAAUUGGAAAAACCGGUGCGGUUCGGGCUUGGCGUUCUUGUCCAGGCCGAUAAGAAGACCUUCGAUCGUUGUGCAGCACCAUUUCCAAACGGUGUCCAGUUUCGGUGGGACGCGUCGUCGAGAAAUAAAAACGUGGAAGGUACCGAAUCGAAGAGGGACGAUUGAUGGGAGUCGAACUGCAGUGCGGUUGCGGGUUGGAUGCAUCGUAGCGGGUGAUUCCCCUGGGAAGGAAGUGGAAUAAGAGGUCCAGCCUCUUGGAACAGACGAGCAUGAGUGCUCGUGGUUCGUGGACGACGCGUGCAACGACGCGUGUUUCUUCUCGAUAGCGGCGUCUGCCGCGGACGUCGUCGUCUGACGUCAUUAGUUCCGGCGGGAAAGCCGACAAUAAUUAAAAAACGCACAUUGGAAACAUGGUGGACAAGGAAGACGUGCUCGUCAACCUCCAUUAUCUACCGAUCUUCCUCUUCGUUUCAUUGCCUUCCGUCUUUAUUUUGACUUAUAUAAUAGCGGUUAUGUUGGGCCACGUGGAAGCCGGGUUCCCUUACAUCUCGGACACAGCCACUUAUGCGCCAGAAAGCUGUAUAUUCUCCCAAUUUAUCAACAUGUUCGCGAUGCUCAUGUCGUUCGUAGUCUAUAUAAGGUAUUCCCAAGUAAAAGAAUGUUCGAGCACUUUUAGAUUGCAAACCUCCCUACCAAAAUGGAACCAUUGGGCUUUAAUUUUCGGCCUAUUAUCGACCUUUGGCCUAUCGGUCGCUGCGAAUUUUCAAGAGACCUCCGUUCUCGUCGUACACUUUAUCGGCGCUCUGCUCUGCUUCGGUGGUGGUACCGCAUAUUUUUGGACGCAGGCUGUGUGCACGUUCUACCUUCAUCCGCUCGGAUGCUCGUUGAGACUCGCUCACGUACGAACGGCAUUGUCAACCUUUUGCACCGUUUGUUUCGUCGUGACUCUGAUCACCGGUGUGCUGGCACGCUUGGCUUACAAGGGCACGAAUCCCCGAAAAUGGUACAGGGAGGACGGUGGAUGGGAGCUCCACGUGGCUAGCACGAUCACGGAAUGGCUAUGCGCUGGUGCAUUCGCCGUCUACAUUUUGACCUUCUCCGAGGAAUUUCGGGAUGUCAAAGUUAUCCAUCCGAAGGUAGAUGAUUGGCAAUGACGAUGAUUAGAGACGAAAGUCGCAAGAACGAUCACCUGAUCGGUCAUAGGCAGAGGCGCCGGUGGUUACGUCAACCUCCUCUCGCAUUCACCAGUGAACACCCCGUGUCCCGGUUACAGGUACCGUGAAUCCCGCGAACCCCUAUUGGACGAGGCCGCGCCCCUGAUCGCGACCACGCCACCAGCCGCCUGUGACGUCGAGGGAAGGACCGACGUCCUCUGCCCUGUACAGAUACACGUGCACGACCCCUACACGGCACGCGAGAGACGAAGACGGAUGGACGAGGAGGACGAGACGGAGCGGAGAGGGGUGCAGAAAUGGGGGGGGAAUCAUCGGUCGAGGAAUUGGAUCGAUCUGGACGAGAACGUGUUGGACGGUUACAUACUAAUGGACGACUCGUGCCUCGAGUCGGGCGUCAUACCGGACGAGACGAAGGAGCUUCCGUAUCCGGAGGGGGGCGUGGAGGUGGACGAGGAGGACGCGGAUAGCCACGGUAAAGACGAUUGCUCGAUUUACAGCAUUGCCAGGAGAGGGGUCUCGAGGAGAGGGCCUCGUGGAGAGGAGUUCGAUCUGAGCUCGACCUAUCCCCUUGCCAACAGUCACGGAAACGCUUACAAAGAGUCGAGCAGUCACACGAGGUACACCGAGUUGUACACCGAGUUGGCUGUUAAGAAUUACUUGGAGGGGAAUCGGGAAGAAAUGGGUAAUUACUCCGUGGCUAACAGCCACGGCGAUCACAGCGUGUCCUCGGAGAAUAGGGAGCGAAGUUUGAGGGAGAAAGCGGAGACCGAUCAAUCGGCGUGGGACACGAGACAGCAUGCGAAUUACGAGGUGGCCAACAGUCACAGCAAUUACAGAGUGUUCUACGACAGUCAGACGCAGCAGAGGGAGUUGUUGAGGACGAGCGGUUGGUCGAUAGAGUCUUGGAGGGAGCAUUUAAUGGGAGCCAAUAAUUACGUGGUGGAGGAGCGGAAGCAGAAAUCGGAGAACGCGGGCCAACUCGUCCGCGACGACGAAUCGACGAGAACGAGUCGGUCGGAGGCGAAAAGCGAUCCCGGCUCCGAACCAGCGUGCGACAUCGAACAAUGCCUCGUCCAGAUCGAGGAAAGCCUGUUGAACAUCGAGCAGAAUUUGCUUCACGUCCAAGACCUCGACAUACCGGAAUUGAGGAAUCUUUUGUACAAAAGUCCGAGCAUCGAGAAAAGUCUCUACGAGGUUCAAGACCUCUUGUACGCUGACGGUAUUGUUCCUGUAAUCAAUAAGAGAAAAUCCUCGACUCUGAUAUCCGAAGACGAGGACGAAGAGGACGAGGAGGAAGAGGAGGAGGAGGAGGAAGAGGAGGAGGAGGAGGAAGAGGAGGAGGAGGAGGAAGAGGAGGAAGUUUGGGUGGGUCGUAACAUAACCGUAAAAGAUAACGACAACGAAGACGACGACGCUGCUGCCUGCACGUUGGAUGCCUCGAACGAGGAGUCAUCCGACACGGCUAACAUAGACGAGAACAAUCGUUCGGGAUCGGUGGACAAUUGUUCGACCACCGCCGACUGCACGAACGGCUCGACCAUGUUCCACGAGGACGUGUCCGUCGAUCCGAAUUGCAACGAGAAAACCAUCAACUUCAUCCCGAACAGUUUGAACAAAACUUUGCCCAGAAGAAUCAUUCUCGACGGUGCCAAGGAGAAUAUCAGGCUUUGCUCCUCGGAGCCCGAAGAGUCGACCACGGUCGAUUACAAUUUGAACACCACCUGCGCCGAGAAGAAGUUGUUCUGUCGCGACAAGUGUCACAGCAGGACCAACUCGUUGGACGAAAAUUCCACGUUCUCGAAUUUCGAUUCGUUCGAUAAACGGGAGACGGGGAAAAGCUCUUUGCAGAGCUUGCUGUUCGAAUCGGCGAACGGGAACUUGUUCGAAGUACAUUCCGGGAAGGCAAGGUCGGAGGAGAUGCUGCCUCGGACGCCUCGGAACAGAUGUUUCAACGCGAGUAGAAAGAAGCCGAGGGAGAAACGGGCUGCGGACGCGAACACGGAGGACAGGAAGCUCGAGCCCGUCGUUUCCUCGACUCGUCGUUUCGCGGCGAACGAGCAGAAGAGGGGGAAAAUUUCGAAGGAAUCGGCGAACGCGCCGCGGCCGAUUAUUCGUGAGAAAUCACCGAACAGGACGAGGCGAGGCACGAUCUCCGCGGACAAGGUUCAAGAGAAGGACAAGGAUUUGUCCGGCAAAUGCACAACGGACAACAAGAGGAAACGGAAGAAGAUAUCGAGCAGAAGUCAAAGUUCCUCGGAGAACGCGUUAGUGCCUAGCAAAUUGAUCUCUCUUUCGCUGUCUCUUCUUCUCGCGGCUUUGUUGCAAGCGGUCAGGUGUCUUACGGACCUCGUCGAGGACGCGUUCAGAUCUGUCAACUGCGACAGAAGCGGCCUAUUGCAAUAACGCUGCAUCCGCGAACGGUUCUCGUCCGGCACGAGGCCCAUUCGUUCAGAACGCGGCAACAUCCAACGAGAUUAUCGCGUAUGAAUGGUAACGUUAGAUGGCACUAACACACAUACACACACACGUACAUACACAUACAUUGUUACUAUUAUUUUUCUUCGCUGUACUCCCACUUCGUUUUCAAAUACGUACUGUCUCCCGUCCAAGACCAGAUUUCUGUCGAGAUGGCCGUAAUUUCAACCAAUUUUUCUAAUUUUUUUCAUCAGAUGAGAAAUUUCUGAUUCCACAACUUUUCUUCCUUCUCGAUGUUAGCGUUGCAAUGUCACAUGGAUCUGAUAUUUGUGAUUAGAGAUUUGGACUCAAUCUGUAGAUAAUUGACCCAAGUUUGUAAAAUUGAUUCAUAAUACGGCUUGCACAACUUGUGAAAUUUUUCCCUUUCCUUUCUUCGAGUAUAAAAAUAAUUAAUCGCACGAAUAUGAAAGAAAAUCGUCGAUUCGGUAAUAUCGUUCGAUACAGAAAUUAAUCAUACAUUGAGGAACAAUAAAAUAGAUAGACAUCUAUCUUCUAUUAUCGAUCAAUCGCGAUUCCAUUACUAAGAUAAACGGUGAAUAACUAACUCGGCUCGAAAAGAUAUAACAAGCGCGAUACUUUCAACAAUUAUCGCAAGUGUUUCUCCGAGUGCCGAGUUUUCUAAUUACCGAAACGCAUAAAAAAACCAAUUACGACUCCUCUUAUGCUCCGCUCUUUAACCGAGGUCACCUUUUCAGAGAAGGCGCCUAAUGAAACUGGUUCUUGCGAGACAAGGGGGAAACGAGUUCAUCCUCGGUCCAAAGACAGUCCGACCCGAACCCGACCAACUUAUCAUUUGCAACCGUAAACGUCCACAAGCUACAGCUGAUGUCUGUGAUAAAUUGCUAUUGCUUACGAUUUUAUGUUUCUUACGCACGGUACGCUUACAACAAUACCAAGGCAACAAGUUAUUUAUCGUAGGGGGAGAGGAGUACACACACACACUCGUUACUUGUACACACGCUCGUUUAUUAAGAAGAUCGCAACAAUGAACGAUGGCGCAGGAACGAGACGUGCGAUUUUUCUAUAUAGUUUCCUCAUUCUUUUCUUUUCCUUCUAUUCUUUAAUUCAAGAAUUUAUUUUAUGUAUAUAUAUAUAUAUAAAAAGGUGCUACCGCGUGCAACCGUCUAGACGCGAUUAGUUCGCGUGAAACGAAAGCGUGUCACGUGGAUGGAACGAAGAGAGGGAGAGAGAGGGAGAAAGAGAAACAUUUUUCACGAGCUUCCAAGAGAAGAUGUUUUAAGGAGACGCUAGACGGGUAUGUGCCAGAAACGACGAUGACGCGAAAACGAUAGUGCACGAUAAUAGAAAGAAGAAGUUUCGCAGAUAAGUCUUAUCGAUGGAGCAAAGUACGGGCUAAGCAUGUUACGGUAUUUAGCACCGCGUACGUAACGUUCUAAAGUGCCUAAAAUGAAAAAAAAAAAAAAAGAAAAAAGAGGAAAAAAACUCGUCGCGUAUCGCGGAUACGCGAGUUGCAGUUUACAGUUAUUUGUCUAAUUGAUUAAAACUUUCGAUCUAACGAUUUAACGCUAUUUAAUAUCUUACUUACUACUAUCCCUAUCGUAAGCCUGUUUUUUCAAGGUGUAACACGUUGCUGGGAGGAAGGAGCCGGAGAAAAAAGGAGGAAGGUGAAAAAUAAAAAAAAAAAAUAAAAAAAAAGAAAAGAAAGAGAAAAGAUGAAAAUAAUAAAGGAAAGCGAAGCAAAAAAAAAAAAAUGACUGGCUUAGAACGCUUAGAAACGCGUUUGGAUGCGCUUCUCUGUGUGUCUGUGAAUCACUUCAUCCCUGCCCCCUCCCUUUCCCUUUCCCCGAGUCUUAUCCCUUCCUAUCGUUCCACAUGGCGAGAGGCGUUAAAGGUCGAAGUUUAGACCCAGGCAAAAUUAAUUUCUCUACUAGCGGAGAGUUUAAUUAAUUAAGAAACUUUUUCAAGGAAUUCGCGAAUCCACUUUUCGAAUAAAGUUAAACCCUGUAUAUUUGAAAAUAGUCGAGAGGGGGGAGGGGGAUACUGUUUCGUUUGUGCGCGUAGGCGCACAAAAAAAAAAAGAAAGAAAGGAAUUGUCCUUCCGAGGAAAGUGACGUGAGAGUUAUCGAUAAGUUAUUAAUAAAUAAUAAAUAUUUUAAAUAUUUUAAUUUAUGUAACGUAGAAUUCUUUUUUAGAUAUCAAGGAAUUAAAACGGAACGACCAUUCGACGAUGUAUAUAAUUUGGGGGAUCCAAAUCCCUUUCUUCGUUUCCCAUUUAUCGUUUUUCCAAUUAAAAAUUUUUCCUACUA
This is a messenger RNA of Apis mellifera (honey bee), 6417 nucleotides long. RefSeq lists its product as uncharacterized. The record is from RefSeq and is a predicted model, not a curated record. Lineage: Eukaryota; Metazoa; Arthropoda; Insecta; Hymenoptera; Apidae. The transcript is spliced from 7 exons.